Corythoichthys intestinalis (scribbled pipefish) is the source of this 10237-nucleotide messenger RNA. RefSeq names its product purine-rich element binding protein G (gene purg). Lineage: Eukaryota; Metazoa; Chordata; Actinopteri; Syngnathiformes; Syngnathidae. Gene Ontology annotation, cellular component: nucleus. The coding region runs from base 304 to 1326 and encodes 340 amino acids. The record is from RefSeq and is a predicted model, not a curated record. Gene Ontology annotation, molecular function: purine-rich negative regulatory element binding; RNA polymerase II transcription regulatory region sequence-specific DNA binding; DNA-binding transcription factor activity, RNA polymerase II-specific. Gene Ontology annotation, biological process: regulation of transcription by RNA polymerase II. The transcript has a single exon.
CAUGUAGUAGAUUGCACGCCUCCCUCCCAUUUCAGGUCGGCUGCUUCCCUGGCUCCCUCUCAAUGAGCUUGCUGCAAUUCAUGUAGGCGACGGCAAAAGAUAACGCCGGUGUGCUGUCGCUAAAUAAUCGCGCUUGACCUUUAUUUAGGACACAGCGACGCGAUCCUCCAACUCGCUGCCAUCUUCAGGUCAUCCGAGGCAUCCGACACACUUGUCGCCAUGCGAGCACCUCGGCAGAUGUUGGAAUAAAGCCACUCAGGGAUGGAGGAAUCGCGUUGUCCUGAGCUAAGUGGAAUCUAAAUCAUGCUGGCCGAUGGAUGUUGCAGAGGAAUGGAGAGAGUCAGGGGUAAAAUUGCGUCAGAAUUGCCGAGAGCCACAUAUCCUCAGCAAUAUGUGCAGACUGGAGGACCCCAGCAGCAGCAGCAGCAGGGCAGCGACAUCCAGGAGCUCGCCUCCAAGCGCGUCGACAUCCAAAAGAAACGCUUCUACCUGGACGUGAAGCAGAGCGUGCGGGGACGCUUCUUGAAAAUAGCCGAGGUGUGGAUCGGCAGAGGCCGCCACGACAACAUCCGGAAAAGCAAGCUGACUCUGUCCAUGUCGAUGGCCCCCGCGCUUCGCUACUGUCUAGGGGACUUCAUAGACUAUUACGCCCGGAUCGGACUGCGGGGGGGCCUCGCGCCUCCGCCGCAGCUCGACGAGCUCGGCGGCAACGAGCACCAGGGCCGCAGGAGAGCGCAGGAGCCGGCGUCGUCUCCCACCGGCUCGGCGGCGUCGGAUGACCAUGCGCACCGCGUCCUCAAGAGCGAAUUCAUCGAGAGGGACAACAGAAAGUACUUUCUGGACCUGAAGGAGAACCAGAGAGGGAGAUUUCUGCGCAUACGACAGACUGUAAGCAAAGGCCACGGAACGAUGGGCUAUUACGGCCAAGGGAUCGAGCAGACCAUCGUGCUGCCCGCGCAGGGGCUCAUCGAGUUCAGGGACGCGCUCUCGCAGCUGAUCGAGGACUACGGCGACGACGAUUGCGACGAGCGCGGCCGAGCCGUGUCCAGGAACCACGACGACAGCCCGGAGCUUCCAGAGGCCGCGUCCUUUCGCGUGGACAACAAGCGCUUUUAUUUUGACGUCGGUUCCAACCGCUAUGGCGUCUUUUUAAAGAUCAGCGAAGUGCGCCAGCCGUACAGAAACACCAUCACCGUCCCUUUAAAAGCCUGGGCCAGAUUCGGGGAGAAUUUCAUCAGGUACGAGGAGGAGAUGCGCCGAAUUUUUACUUGUCACAAAGAGAAGAGCACAGACGCUCGGCAGGACAGCGAGGAGCAGGAGGACUGAGCGACCUUGGCAGUAGGACGGAACCUCAUUGUCAUCCGAUUUUGUCGUGUGCUGCUGUACUGUGGUGUGUGAAUGUGACUUCCAACCCAAAAGUUAUUAGAUUGAGUCUUAGCGCCGGUUAAAAUCGAGCUACCAAGUCAAAAGCUCACCAAAUCUAAUCCCCCUCCUUCCAUUUCAAAAUUGAAAGCGCCUGUAAAUACUCAAAUGUAAGAAGAAUCUAUUUAAUGGUGGAACGUGUGACUAAAUGAGAAAUUAUAUACCGUAAUUUUCGGACUAUAAGACGCACCUGACCCACUAAAUUUGACAAGAAACCAUUUUUUCAUAGAUAAGCAACACCGGACGAUAAGCCGCGGCUGUCCGCAUUGUCUUAUGGGAUAUUUACACCAAAAGAUUUUAUCCGGUAACACUUUAUUUGACAGUGGCAUCAUAAAACUGUCAUAAGCCCAAAUGAAGCUUCUUGAAGCAGUGAAGCUUCAUGGUGGUUCAUUUGGUGGUUCAUACAAAUGAUCGAUUAAUCAAUGCUUAAUACUAUUUUCCCUCCCAAGGGAGCAGUGAUGACCAAAUGAACCACCAUGAAGCUUCACUGCUUUAAGAAGCUGUCGGUAACACUUUAUUUGACAGUGGCGUCAUAAAACUGUCAUAAGACCAAAUGAAGCUUCUUGAAUCAGUGAAGCUUCAUGGUGGUUUAUACAAAUGAUCGAUUAAUCAAUGCUUAAUACUAUUUUCCCUCCCAAGGGAGCAGUGAUGACCAAAUAAAGCUUCUUGAAGCAGUGAAGCUUCAUGGUGGUUCAUUCAAUGGUUAAAACUAUUUUCCCUCCAAAGGAAGCAGUGAAGCUUCAAAUGAAAGACCAUGAAGCUUCACUGCUUCAAAAAGCUCCAUUUGGUCAUCAAUGCUCUCUUGGGAGAUACAGUAAAUCUCUGCUGCCAUCUGCUGUUAACACUAUUGUCAUCCAACAUGCCUCCUAGCAUGCAUUGCAGCGCUACAGAUGUAAAUAACAAUCAAAAUUCAUGUUCUGUGCUAAUUUUUUCUUCAGUUACUAUUCUAGUUGUUUCAUUAAUGGGUAGCACUUUAUUUGACAGUGGUGCCAUAAGACUCAUAAGACCAAAUGAAGCUUCUUUAAUCAGUGAAGCUUCAUGGUGGUUCAUUUGGUGGUUCAUACAAAUGAUCGAUUAAUCAAUGCUUAAUACUAUUUUCCCUCCCAAGGGAGCAGUGAUGACCAAAUGAAGCUUCUUGAAGCAGUGAAGCUUCAUUGGCCUGCAUUUGGUGAAGCUUCUUGAAACAGUGAAGCUUCGUUGGGCUUUAUUUGGUGAAGCUUCUUGAAGCAGUGAAGCUUUGUUGUGGUUCAUUUGGUCAUCACUGCUCCCUUGGAAGAUACAGUCAAUCUCUGCUGCCACUUGCUGUCAACACUGUUGUCAUCCAACAUGCCUCUUAGCAUGCAUUGCAGCGCUACAGACGUAAAUAACAAUCAAAAUGUUCUGUGUUAAUUAUUUCUCCAGUUACUAUUCCAGUUGUUUCAUUAAUUGGUAACACUUUAUUUGACAGUAGUGCCACAAGACUGUCAGAAUUAUGACAUGACACUAUCACAGGCAUUAAUGUGAAUGCAUUUGACAGAUGUCAUUAAGUGUCAUCCGACAAAUUAUGUCACUUACUCCAUUUAUGUUCAGCUCGGAUCUUUUACAUCCAUUAAAAAGUGGGAUCAUUUGCCGGAUGACACAAAAUCAUAUCUAUCAUAAGCAUUUAUUAAUGCUCCUGGCAGUGUAAUGUCAUAAUUAUGAUGCCUUAUGACAGUCUUAUGGCACCGCUGUCAAAUAAAGUGUUACCAAAUACCAUAACUAGCAAUUGAUGAAACAACUGGAACAGUAACUGAAGAAAUAAUUUUGAUUGUUAUUUACAUCCUUAGCGCUUGCUAGGAGGCAUGUUGGACGACAGCAGGCGGCAGCAGAGGUUGACUGUCUCUCUCCCGCUACAGAUAUGAAUAGCAAUCAAAAUUCAUGUUCUGUACAAAUUAUUUCUUCAGUUUGUCAUCUAGUUGUUUCACAAAUCGCUAGCGCUGGUAUUCUAUAACACUUUAUUUGACAGUGGAGCUAUAAAAAUGUCAUAAGCUCAUCAUAAUUAUGACAUGACACUGCCAUGAGCAAUAAUGAAUGCUUAUGACAGAUGUCAUUUUGUGUCAUCUGGCAAAUUAUCUCACUUUUCAAUAGAUUUAAAAGAUCCGAGCAUCUGUCAUAAGCAUUCAUUAAUGCCCAUGAUAGUGUCAUGUCUUUGACGCCGCUGUCAAAUAAAGUGUUACCUAUUAAACCAAAUAAAUCAACAAAUAAGCUGCAGGUUUAAAAAUGAAGGGAAAAAGUCAUGACUUUUAGUCUGAAAAUUACGGUAUAUUGGUACAAAUUAUCGAUUAAUCAAUGCUUCAUACUAUUUUCCCACCUAGUUUGGUAGGCCAGUUGCAAAAAUCUUAAAUUUAGGGUCAAUAUGGAUUCUUUUUUAAUUCCGGAACACAAGAUUACCAAAAGUAAGCUCUUUUUUCACAUUUUUCAUGUUUACCACUAAUGAGGUUCAUUUUUUAAAACCUGUCAUCUGGAUCUCUAUUUGAGCAUUUCUAUUCCUUACUUAAAGCAACACUUGGUAACUUUUCAAUUUCGUCAAUUUAGCGACGCCGGUGGACAAAAGUGGUAGUGUUUUGAAGAAGGCUGCAUUUCCCAUUAGGACCAGCUCACAACCGCAUUGUGUCGUAAAAUCAUGAUGGUCGCCUGCAGAUGGAUUAAACAAAAUUUCUGUUUCCAACGGCUGUGUGAAGGAUGAAAAGUAAUAAGGUAAUGAAUCCAGUUGUGGCUAAACAAAAGCACAUGAUACUUAGCAACCGAGUGGCUAAAACUCAUCAGCGCUGACGAGUUCGGUCGGUUGGUUUGGGGGGUAAAAAAGACUACAAAUGUGCUGACUGACAUUUGUAGUUUUUUUUUUUUGUUUUGGCAGGGUUUUUGCCACCCUCCUCAAAGUUAAUUAGUGCCAGUGAAAGCGAUACAGACCCCCUCAAGAUAUAAAACAGGUGUCAUUCAACUAGUUGUUACUCGACAUCAUCACAAAUGUUAUGAAAAUAUUUUAAAAAGCUUGAGAAGUUACCUAGUGUUGCUUUAAUCGACAUCAAAGAAUAAAAAAAAACACUAUUUGAAUCAAAAUGUAAUAGAAAUGGAUCUAAAUCACAACCUAAACAGUCAAAAUCCAAUCAAUUUUAUAGAUACACAGUAUACUGUGUAUAUGUGCUUAGAACUGCGCUACUAAGGUGUGAAUUAUGGCCUUUUCAGACAUUAUAAUGAGCAGAGGUGAGGUAAUGUUUUUUUCUUUGGGGUGGUGGGGGGUAAUAAGAGACUAGGUUAAUACCGCAGGUCUUAAUGCACAAAUCAGAUUUUUUUCAAGUUUUUCCGACUUGAGUUAGGCAUUAACUUGACAGCCUGAAUGCGACAUGUCAUAUAAAAGUGGGCCAUUUCAAAUCCGAUCCAAGUCACCUACGUAUGUUGUUAAAAUCUGAUCUGGGCCACAUUUUUCUACAAUGUGGCUGCGGUCUGAACUGUCAAGUAUCCCAAAUUGGAAUUCAUUCAGCAAUUACAUCAGCAAAGAGCUAGAGAGCGUACCAUAGAGAUUAGCGUUAGCGCCUAACUUGAACUCAGCUUUUAGGGAAGAGGCUGGACUGACAACAAUCAUUUAAAAAAAAAUCAUAAAAUCAGGGAGAAAAAGGAUAAACUUGAGAAUGCUCGGUUUUCUUUCUGUGCGCCAAGUUAGCAAUUUUCCAAUAUUGCUUACAUGGCCGAGAGUCAGGGCUAAUUGUGCAUUGAGUCCUAUCAAUCCAUAUAAACUUUGAAUAUCAGACUAAACUGGGAUUAUUUACUUCUGUUAUUUGUGUCUGCUUUUUGGAAAUCAAAAUAUGAUCACCCUAGAAUGACGUAGAGCCAGUAUGUGUAGUCAUUUGUUUUGAUGCUUCUGCACAUGCGGGUCAGUUUGCCCAGUGAGUGUCAGACUGGGAAUUAGUGCACAUGCAUACUUGAACGGGCUCAAUGGACAAAGGCCGUCUGAACAGGUACGCUAAAAAAAUUUGAUAUGACUAAAAAAAAUCGGAAUUGUGUAUUAGGACCUGAACCUAGCCAAAUAGACCCACCUGAUGUUCAUAAUAUGUAGCAACUUUCACACUAACUUCUUACCUCGCCACAUUUGGGCUGGCAAUCCUCCAGACUAGACCUUCGGUCUAGGUGUAUAUUGAUGUUCCUCGACUACAGUGGUACACCACCAGAGCCCCAAGCCUUCUUUUGCCACUUGUCUGUCGUCUGCAUGGAAGCAGGAGACAGUAUACGAGGGCUUACUAGCUAGUGCAAUAUGUUACCAUUUAUCAUUUAAUUAUACACGAACACUUUGAGAUGUAUCCCCUUCAAAUGUAUAUAAUUGAACGAAUUACAAACGCGGAAGUACAAAGACUUGAUGUAACUUGUGUUUUACCCCAUUUGUAGGUCAUUUAUGUAACUUUUACAGUACAGUAUAUGUAAAGCAGGGUGAUUCAAAGUGAUAUUCUCCCAUAUCAGUGGAAGAAUAUUUGAAAAAUAACAAGGAGUUAAUUUUUUGAUCAUUCUUUUUCCCCCUUUGUUAAGUAAAAUACCCAUUACCAUAAUUUUCGUACUAUAACGACUAUAAGCCGCAGCUGUCCUCACUGUAUUAUGGGAUAUUCACACCAAAAUAUAUUAACCGGUAACACUUUAUUCAACAGCGGCAUCACAAGACUGUCAUAAGACCAAAUGAACCCCCAUGAAGCUCUGAACCAAUUGGCUGGCUUCAUUGCUUCAAGAAGCUUCAUUUGGCCAUUACUGCUCCCUUGAGGGAGACAUUCAACCUCUGUUGCCACCUGCUGUUGUCCAACAUGCCUCCUAGCAUGCAUUGCUGUGCUACAAAUGUAAAUAACAAUUAAAUUUCAUGUUCUGUGCUAAUUAUUUCUUCAGUUACUGCAUAGACUUCAUGAGACUUCACAGGGGGCCUACCUCCGUCAAAGCUGACCGAGUGCAAACACAGACCAAGAGCUUUUUCCGUUGAAAAUUCUUGUGAAUAAAAGCUUAAAUCCCUGAAUUCUUUAAGAUAUGGACGUAAAACAGUCUCAAUUCUUGGUUAAAAGCAACAACAACAAAAAACGUGCGGGUAGAAUUUAUUUAACGCAAAUAUUGUGAACUAUGAGGCUAGUCAGUAAGGAAAUUAACGGCUUCCAUAUGUAAACAAAGAGCUUUUUUCGUUGAAAAUUCUUUUGAAUAAUGCUUAAAUCCUUGAAUUCUUUAUAAAUAUGGACGUAAAACAGUCUUGAUCCUUGGUUAAAAGCAAAAAAAAAAAAAAGUGCAGGAAGCAUUUAUUUCACGUAAAUAUUGCGAACAAUGCGGCUAGUCUGUAAGGAAAUUAGCGGCCGCCAUAUGCAAACAAAGACCUUUUUCCGUUGAAAAUUCUUGUAAAUAAAUGCUUAAAUCCUUGAAUUCUAUAUAGAUAUGGAAGUAAAACAGUCUCGAUUCUUGGUUAAAAGCAAAAAAACAAAUGUGCUGGUAGCAUUUGUUUUACGUAAAUAUUGCGAACAAUGAGGCCAGUCUGUAAGGAAAUUAGCGGCUGCCAUAUGUAAACAAACAACUUUUUCUGUUGAAAAUUCUUGUAAAUAAAUGCUUAAAUCCCUGAAUUCUAUAUAGAUAUGGAAGUAAAACAGUCUCGAUUCUUGGUUAAAAGCAAAAAAACAAAUGUGCUGGCAGCAUUUGUUUUACGUAAAUAUUGCGAACUAUGAGGCUAGUCAGUAAGGAAAUUAGCGGCCGCCAUAUGUAAACAAAGAGCUUUUCCGUUGAAAAUUCUUGUAAAUAAAUGCUUAAAUCCCUGAAUUCUGUAUAGAUAUGGACGUAAAACAGUCUCAAUUAAUGGUUAAAAGCAAAAAAACCCAGUGCAGUUAGCAUUUAUUUUACAAAAAUAUUGCAAACUACGAGGCUAGUAAGUAAGGAAAUUAGCGGCUGCUAUAUGUAAACAUAGAGCUUUUUUCGUUGAAAAUUCUUGUGAAUAAAUGCUUAAAUCCCUGAAUUCUUUAUAGAUAUGGAAGUAAAACAGUCUCGAUUCUUGGUUAAAAGCAACAACAAAAAAAGUGCAGGUAGCAUUUAUUUUACGUAAAUAUUGCGAAUAAUGAGGCUAGUCUGUAAGGAAAUUAGUGGCCGCCAUAUGUAAACAAAGAACUUUAUCGUUGAAAAUUCUUGUAAACAAAUGCUUAAAUCCCUGUAUUCUAUAUGGAUAUGGAAGUAAAACAGUCUCGAUUCUUGGUUAAAAGAAAAAAAAAAGUGCAGUUAGCAGUUAUUUUACAUAAAUAUUGCGAACUAUGAGGCUAGUCAGUAAGGAAAUUAGCGACCGCCAUAUGUAAACAAAGAGCUUUUUUCGUUGAAAAUUCUUGUAAAUAAAUGCUUAAAUCCUUGAAUUCUGUAUAGAUAUGGAUGUAAAACAGUCUUGGUUCUUGGUUAAAAGCAACAACACUAACAAAAAACACGCGCAGUUAGCAGUUAUUUUACAUAAAUAUUGCGAACUAUGAGUCUAGUCAGUAAGGAAAUUCGUGGCCGCCAUACAGUAUGUAAACAAAGAGCUUUUUUCGUUGAAAAUUCUUGUAAAUUUAUGCUUAAUUCCCUGAAUUCUUUAUAGAUAUGGUUGUAAAACAGUUUCGAUUCUUGGUUAAAAGCCUAAAAAACUUGCUGUUAGCAGUUGUUUUACAUAAAUAUUGCAAAGUAUAAUGCCAAUGCUGUAGUGGCUAAUUUCUCCCAUUGAUUUUUUUCACAACGUUUCAAAAUGCAUGCAUGGUACGACAAAUAUAAAUGAAUAUAAAUAAAUAAAUAUAUAUAUAUAUAUAUAUAUAUAUAUAUAUUUAAUAUACUGGACUGUCUCAGAAAAUUAGACUACACAAUAUUCUAAUUUUCUGAGACAGUCCUGUACAUUAAUCCACCAUUUAAAGCAGGGGUGUCCAAACUUUUUGCAAAGGGGACCAGAUUUGGCGUGGUAAAAAUGUGGGGGGCCGACCUUGGCUGACGUCCUUUACAUAGAACAAUAUACAGGACUGUCUCAGAAAAUUGGAAUAUUGUGUAUUCUAAUUUUCUGAGACAGUCCAGUAUAAUAAAUAUUAAAUCCUUGAAUCCUGGAACAAAUCACUCCUAAGAAAAUCCUUCCUGCUUGUAUGCGGUACAGCUUUCGUACUUUUUCAACCUAAAUCCAGCAUUGGAUCCCUGCAUGUGUUGACUAACUGCGACCGACUGCAAAUAACUGAAGCGGACUGUAGGACAGCCCCCUACUCGAAGGCGUUGCACAGUAGCUCAAUACAAUUAUGAAGUCUAUGGUUACUAUACCUUAUGGUAUUUGGUAACACUUUAUUUGACAGUGGUGCCGUAAGACUGUCAUAAGGCAUCAUAAUUAUGACAUUACACUGCCAGGAGCAUUAAUAAAUGCUUAUGAUAGAUAUCAUUUUGUGGCAUCCGGAAAAUGAUCCCACUUUCCAAUGGAUGUAAACUAUCCGAGCUGAACAUAAAUGGAGUUAGUGACAUAAUUUGUCGGAUGACACUUAAUGACUUCUGUCAUAUGCAUUCACAUUAAAGCCCAUGAUAAUGUCAUAUCAUAAUUACGCGUCUUAUGGCACCUCUGUCAAAUAAAAUGUUACCAGAUACCAUAACUAGCAAUCAAUUAAACAACUGGAACAGUAACUGAAGAAAUAAUUAGCACAGAACAUGAAUUUGAAUUGUUAUUUACUAGGGCUGUCAAACGAUUAAAAUUUUUAAUCGAGUUAAUUACAACUUAAAAAUUAUUUAAUCGUAAGUAAUCGCAAUUCAAACCAUCUAUAAAAUAUGCCAUAUUUUUAAGACACAAGACGGAUAUAUACAUUCAACAUACUGUACAUAAGUACUGUAUUAGUUUAUUAUAACAAUAAAUCAACAAGAUGGCAUUAACAUUAACAUUCUCUUAAAGCGAUUCAUGGAUAAAAAGACUUGUAGUUCUUAAAAGAUAAAUGUUAGUACAAGUUAUAUAAAUUUUAUAUUAAAACUAGGGCUGUUAGACGAUUAAAAAUUUUAAUCGAGUUAGUCACAGCUUAAAAAUUAAUUAAUCGUAAUUAAUCGCAAUUCAAAUCAUCUAUAAAAUAUGCCAUAUUUUUCUGUAAAUUAUUGUUGGAAUGGAAAGAUAAGACACAAAAUGGAUAUAUACAUUCAAAAUACAGUACAUAAGGACUAUUUGUUUAUUAUAACAAUAAAUCAAGAAGAUAGCAUUAACAUUAACAUUCUGUUAAAGCGAUCCAUGGAUAGAAAGACUUGUAGUUCUUAAAAGAUAAAUGUUAGUACAAGUUAUAGAAAUCUUAUAUUAAAACCCCUCUUAAUGUUUUCGUUAUAAUAAAAUUUGUAAAAUUUUCAAUCAGAAAAUAAACUAGUAGCUCGCCAUUGUUGAUGUCAACCCAUAUAAACAGUCGCACCAAAGACCAGCAGAGGGAGACAAAAAACACAAGUAACAAGUGGACAUGACACUGCUGUCAUUUUAAUCUAUUUGAGCGGGGCAUGUGCGUUAAGUGCGUCAAAUAUUUUAACUAGGGCUGUCAAAAUCAUCGCGUUAACGGGCGGUAAUUAAUUUUUUUUAUCAAUCACGUUAAAAUAUUGGACGCAAUUAACGCCCCACUCAGACAGAUUUAAAUGAUAGCGCAGUGAAAUGACCACAUCUUAAUUGUGUUUUAUGGAGUUUUGCCGCCCUCUGCUGGUGCUUGGGUGCGACUGAUUUUAUAGGCUUCAGCACCCAUGAACAUUGUGUAAGUAAUUAUUGACAUCAACAACAGCGGGCUACUAGUUUAUUUUUUGAUUGAAAUUUUUACAAAUUUUAUUAAAACGAAAACAUUAUGAGGGGUUUUAAUAU